AUGGCAAAUUCGUCGGACGGCACGAAGAAAAGGAAACCGCCGACCUUCCAGCACCUGCCCGUCGAUCGUGCGAAGAAGCUCAAACGCUCCUGGGUCGAGGUACAGAAAAUCAAGAGCCAGUGGAAGGCACAAAAACGCAAGGAAGGGCUUGUUACGGCUCGCACACAAUUGACGCAGCUGGUGGCGGACGCAGACACGGACAUGGACAGAGAGACGACGCGUCCCAGUCACAAUGAAAGCCGCGCAGAUGCGCUCGAGAAGGAUAGCGAAGAUGGCGUGUCUAUCUCGGAAAAUGCAGACGAGUCAAGCGAGGAAGAGGAGAGCGGAAGUGGAAGCGAGGGCGCGGAGGACGAGUCAGACGACGCUUCAUCUCCGCCUCCAGCAAGAAAACGGAAGGAAGCGUCUCCUCACAGCCAAGGGGAAGGGGCAACUCAGCUGACCGGGGUCAAGAUCGUGGACGGGGUAAUUCAGUUGGCCGAGGACAAGAUCGUGGACGAGGCCGGAGCAAUGACAGGGGAGCCUCGCACGGAGGUCGUGGCCGAGGACAACCUGAUAUGCGUUUGCGGAUGA
Messenger RNA from Postia placenta MAD-698-R-SB12, 570 nucleotides. RefSeq lists its product as hypothetical. Bases 1 to 570 code for a protein of 189 amino acids. NCBI's taxonomy places the organism in Eukaryota, Fungi, Basidiomycota, Agaricomycetes, Polyporales, Adustoporiaceae. The transcript has 3 exons. The record is from RefSeq and is a predicted model, not a curated record.